CAAAUUGCUUCGUGAACUUGAACGUGUCGUCCGUCUCGAGCCCCCCGCACUUGGCCACUCUCCCAUAGCCUCAGCUUGUGUCGCUCCAGAUCAGCGGUCGGGACCGAAUGUGAGGCUCACUCUCGCGCUUCUGCCAGCGGCGGGUCAGUGCGGACUCGGAGCGAGGGGGGCAGGGACAGGGAAAGGGAGCAGAGGGAUUCAAUGCAGUUUGCAGCAGUCACUUCCAGCGGGAUGGACGCUGAGAUAUGCAGUGUCUCCGUGUAUUAACUGUUAACAGCUACGGGACUUUGUCCUACUUUUGAGAAGAGAAACGGCGGCUCAGAUCUGCGUGAACUUCACCAGCUUUAGUUUGGAGGCAUUGAUAACAGCAAUACGCUGUUUCUUCAGAAGCUUCUUUAUGGACGGUACUGCUCAAGGGCUCUUCACGUAGUCAACGGUGAGUGUGUGUGUGAGAGGAGGUGGACGCUGCGGUGGGACUCUGGGCAUGUGUAAAGUCUCCAUCAGUUCUGGAUCUCUGCAUCUUUUAGGAGCCCCUCUCUGGGCCUCUGUGCAAGAGUGUGUAUCCUGGCCGUGUGUUCGCCAUGGCUCUAGUUCAGGCACUGCCUGUGCCCACUGAUCACCCAAAGCCCAGCGCUGACAUCCAGCAGUGCUGCUCAGUGUCUCACUCCCCCCCCAUAGCUGUGGCAGGCACCAUGGGUUCUGUCAGCAGCCUGAUCUCUGGACGUACCUACCAGGAGCGGCACUGCCGAGCCGCCAGCGACUUUGGUGCCAAGUAUCGCAAACCCACACCUGCCAUAAGCUGUUUCCGACAGCAAGAGGGCACACUGCGCAGCGCCAGCUCACAGGAGCAGCUUCUCACCAGCCAGCCUCCUUUACCUGCUAAGAACAAAUCCUCUGCCCUCAUCUCUGCUGGCAAUGGCAACUAUGGCUAUUUGUGUGACGAGCCAGUGGGCGACUGGAAUGAUAACCAUGUGACCACGUGCAGCCCAUCCAGUGAUACUGAAGAGCCUCCUGAUAACAGAGGCAUGAAUGGUAAUAUUGGUGGUCCUCCACCCAAACUCGUCCCAGUGUCCGGCAGACUGGAAAAGAGUAUGGAGAAGAUACUUAUCCGUCCCACUGCCUUUAAGCCUGUCGUGCCCAAAAAUCGCAACUCUGUGCAGUACCUGUCUCCACGGUCAGGGGGCAGUCUGUCUGAAAGCCAGGGCAGCCUCAACCUCUUACUUCCUGGCAAUGGAGCGGGGUUGGGUUGUCAGGAAAAGCGCAACUCUUACAGUGGGGGACGCAACGCACGGAGUAGCCAGUCCGUCACCAUGUCCGACUCAGGCCGCAACUCCCUUUCUAGCCUACCCACUUACAGCAGCACAGGGUACAGCCUGGCACAGAGUGAAGUACCCACUGGGCACAUGGAAACCGCACGCUCCGGUGGUGGCCACGGACACUCUAACUCCGACAGCGGUCGGUCGUCAUCCAGUAAGAGUACAGGGUCUUUAAGUGGGCGUGGCCAGCCCCUCUCAGACAGCGGAUCAUGUGGCCGCUCCCCGGCUCCAGGAGAAGGUUACGAAGGCGUCAUUCGGGAUCUUGAGGAGAAGCUGAGGGAAAGAGACCUGGAGCUGCAGCAACUUAGGGAUAACCUGGAUGAGAAUGAGGCAGCCAUCUGUCAGGUGUAUGAGGAGAAACAGAAGCGCUGCGAGCAAGAGUUGGAGGACCUUCGGCAGAGCUGUGCCUCGAAGAUGAAGCAGGUGCAGCUGAAGGCACAACGGGCGCAACAGGUUCUGCAGUUGCAGGUGUUUCAGCUGCAACAGGAGAAGAAGAAAUUACAGGAGGACUUCUCUCAACUGCUUCAAGAACGGGAGGCAUUGGAGAAGAGAUGUGCCUCUUUUGAGAGGGAGCAGACUCAACUAGGCCCUCGUCUAGAGGAGACAAAGUGGGAGGUGUGUCAGAAGUCAGGUGAGAUUUCUCUGCUGAAGCAGCAGCUGAAGGACUUACAGGCAGAUCUUGGUCAGAAGGCCAGCGAGAUUGUUGCUUUGAAGGCCCAGUUGAGAGAGGCUCGUUCUGAGCUUCAAGCCAGCCAGACUCGCUCACAGGAAGCCCACGCCACAGCCCGCACUCGCACACUCGAACUCGAGGUUUGCGAGAAUGAGCUACAGCGCCGCAAGAGCGAAGCGGAGCUCCUGCGGGAGAAGAUGGGCCGUUUGGAGGAAGAGUCCACCCGUCUUAAAGAGGCUCUGGCGGUGCCCACAUCCCAAGCUCUACCUUCUAAAGGCCAAUGCAUGAGCUUGCCCCUGCCCCAAAGCCGUGGGGUGAUCACUCACGGGAUCAGUCCCGCUUUCCGGGACAACAACAGCGAAGAGCAGAUUCUAGCAUAUGAGAGUGAUGAAGCGAAGGUGCAGCGCCAAAGCAUGGACAUGCUUCACGGUCUCCGUCAGCAGGUGGACCGACUGCGGGCAGAGCUGAUGUACGAGAGGAGGCGGAGCGAGGACCAACUGGAGGGCUUUGACGAGGAACGCAGGGUGUGGCAAGAGGAGAAAGACAAGGUGAUCCGUUACCAGAAGCAGCUGCAGCAGAACUACAUCCAGAUGUACCGCAGAAACCGUGACCUGGAGCGUGUGAUGAGGGAACUUAGUCUGGAAUUGGAGAACAGGGACAUGGAGGAGUUUGACAUGCGUAGCAAUGAGAUCCAUUUUGAGGAGAUCACUGCCACUGAAAUCUAACCCACAUCUUACUCUACCCCCUCCAAAAAAAAAUACAUCUCCACUGUGCUUGUGUGAGGAGCACCAGUCCAUCUGCCGUGUCAUUUGGCAUGCUUCUCUACACUAUUUCAGACUUGUGUUCAAGGCAAGUUAUUGUUGUGAUGUCCACAGAGGCCAAUAAAACAGGGAAUGUUUGUAUUUAGACAUCUUUAUUAUCUCUUCCUGCCUCAGAAACCUGUGAGGGACUACAGAUGAAUGUAAAAUGACUGUGAACUGCAGUUAAAUGAUGCCAUUGAUGAAGGGAAGGAUGUCCUAAGAAAAUGGUGCUUUGUUGCUGACAAAACCCUAUAGUACAACUAGGGCUGUAAUUAAGUUCAAGAAAUCACAUUGGAAGUUCACAAAAGACGUGUUUUUUGUUGGAUAAACUACACAUUUAAACAGAAUACAGAGCUCUCGAUGUUUUUUACCCCUCAAAGUUUAUUUUACUACUUUGAACUACACGAUAUUGAAAUGAGUAGCAAGAUGAGACGUAAUGGCCAAAGAUGUAGUGAGAUGUUUGUAGUGUAGAGAGAACACUAGAAUGCGUCCUUUGUGAACUACCUUGGACAGAUUGACAAACCCAACUGUAGACCAAGGAUUGGCUUAUAUUCAAUCAUAUUAAGAAAAAAAUCUAACAUAUAUGAAACUGUCUAUUCAAUACUUCACUCGCCUGCUACACUUUAAUUUGGAAAUUAUUCUUAGCAAAUGUUCUUUGCGAUUCAUUUGAUUACAUAAUUAAAAUUGUUUGGAACUUGACAGCCUUUAUUACAAUCUUUUCAUUAGUUCAACUUACACACAAUCAGAAAAGACUGUCUCCGCACAGAAAUAUACAGAAAUGGCUAUGAGAUUGAAGAACUGG
This is a messenger RNA of Pimephales promelas (fathead minnow), 3588 nucleotides long. NCBI's taxonomy places the organism in Eukaryota, Metazoa, Chordata, Actinopteri, Cypriniformes, Leuciscidae. The record is from RefSeq and is a predicted model, not a curated record.